This is a messenger RNA of Symsagittifera roscoffensis, 1115 nucleotides long. RefSeq names its product DNA polymerase beta-like. The transcript has a single exon. Gene Ontology annotation, molecular function: DNA binding; DNA-directed DNA polymerase activity. NCBI's taxonomy places the organism in Eukaryota, Metazoa, Xenacoelomorpha, Acoela, Convolutidae. Bases 32 to 1051 code for a protein of 339 amino acids. Gene Ontology annotation, biological process: double-strand break repair via nonhomologous end joining; base-excision repair. The record is from RefSeq and is a predicted model, not a curated record.
CUAUCAUUGAAGAAAACGCUAUCGUUUUCAGAUGAGUAAACGUAAAUUAAUUAAUACGGACGAAAAUCCGAAUCACGACUUCUGUGAAGUUCUGAACGAACUUUCGGUUUUUGAGCGGACAGUCGAAAACAAUACUUUCAAAGCAAAUGCUUACAAGAAAGCAGCGAGUGCUAUUUCUAAGCACCCAACGAAGCUGACAAACAUGCAAGAAGCCAUGCAAAUUCCAGGUGUUGGUAAACAAAUCGGACUGAAACUUGAAGAGUUUCUGAAAACUGGAACUCUUGAAAAACUGAACAAAAUCAAGAAAGAUGACAACGCAGCUGCUAUUACUGAGUUAACUCGAGUUUCAGGAAUCGGACCAACAAAUGCGAGAAAACUAGUUACUGAAAAUAAUAUAAAAACACUCGAGGAUCUGAAAAAGAAUGCUCAUUUGCUGAAUCAUCAUCAAAAAAUUGGACUUGAAUAUUUGGACGAGUUUGAAGAAAGAAUUCCGCGCUCCGAAAUGUUAAAGUGGAAUGAUAAACUGCUCAAAUAUAUUUUGAAAGUCGAUAUUAAAUUUUCGGCGGAACUUUGCGGUAGUUUUAGACGCGGCGCUGAAACGUGUGGAGAUAUCGAUAUUUUGGUCACACAUCCUUUAAGCACUGCAGGUUCGCCUUCAAAGAAAAGCGAUCCUUUUUUAAAUCAAAUAGUCGAACAAUUAAAAAACGACGGGUUCAUAACAGAUGUUCUGGCAUUGGGUGGUUCAAAACUUGCGGCUGUGUGUAAGUUGCCAGAUGAAAAUGGUGAAGUGUUCAAGCAUCGAAGGCUGGAUAUCAGGGUGCUCCCUAAAGGCCAGUACUACUUUGCUCUUCUGUAUUUCACUGGAAGUGACCUGUUUAAUAAGACUAUGAGAGCACACGCACUGGAGCAGGGCUUUACUCUGAACGAGUAUUCGAUAAGGCCCAUAGGAAGCACAGGAGUUGCGGGAGAACCGAUUCCUGUCACUAGUGAACAGGAAAUAUUUGAGAUUAUAAAUUAUCCAUUCAAAUCUCCAAAGGAACGCGCGGCUUAGUUUAGAACCGCUGUGUUCUAAAUUGAAAAGAGUCAUAUUUUGUUUAGUUAGUUGUUUAGUUUGA